Molecule: messenger RNA, 3230 nt
Organism: Carassius gibelio (silver crucian carp)
Lineage: Eukaryota; Metazoa; Chordata; Actinopteri; Cypriniformes; Cyprinidae
Gene: cant1a
Product: calcium activated nucleotidase 1a
Exons: 5
Coding region: 278-1492 (404 amino acids)
Biological process (GO): proteoglycan biosynthetic process
Molecular function (GO): UDP phosphatase activity; GDP phosphatase activity; calcium ion binding
Source: RefSeq, a predicted model, not a curated record
UGCGCGCCCUGUCUCGAUCACGCUCCCCCCAGCUGAGUCUGCGGAAGUGGAAGGAUGUGCAGACUCAGAGCUGCCUGAAUGGUUCCGUAAGGAAUGAGAGACCACAAGUCGCGGUUUGAUCUUCAGCAGCCCUGAUUCAUUUUGAGCCUCGUCUUGCACCCCUACCCCACUCCUUACCUCCACGUCAGCAUUACUCAUUUCCUACACGAAGUGCUGCUGUGGCAUCAGUAUAUCCUGUCAUAGCUGGAGAAGCUGGUGUGGCUGCUGUCCCUCCCUGAUGCCUGUUUCUCCAGGCUAUGCACGUCUUAAACAAAAUGAUCCUAUGAACUCUCUGCGCAUCUCUGUUGGAGGGCUCCCAAUGCUGGCAUCCAUGACCAACACCACCGACUCCCGCUUCCGCAUCAAAUGGAAAGCCAUUUUGGUGGUAGCGUCAGCGCUAACCCUCGUCCUCCUCUUCUACAUGCAGUUUCUGCGCUUUCACCCCCAACCCAGAGGCAAACAUGGUUUGAGGUUAAGUCAUCAGGGGGUGAGAUUGGAGGGCCGCUACAAUGACACAUACCCCCUCAGUCCACCAGAGCGCACAGAACAGGGCACACGCUACCGAAUAGGUGUCAUCGCGGACCUAGACACAAACUCACUCAGCGAAAAGAAGCUGACCUGGUUUAGCUACAUGCUGAAGGGUCACCUCCUGUUGUCGGAGAGUGGGGAUACAGUGGUGGUUGAAUGGGAUCAGGACAGGGUGAUCUUGGAAAGUCACCUGGCAGAGAAAGGUCGGGGCAUGGAACUCUCCGAAUUAGUGGUGUUUAAUGGCAAACUGUACAGUGUGGAUGAUCGUACGGGAGUUGUAUAUAAUAUAGAUGGACUUAAAGCAGUUCCCUGGGUCAUAUUGCCAGAUGGGGAUGGCUCGGUUUCAAAAGGGUUUAAGGCUGAGUGGCUUGCAGUAAAGGAUGAGCACCUAUAUGUUGGGGGUUUGGGGAAGGAGUGGACCACCACCAGUGGGAAAGUGCUGAAUGAAAAUCCUGAAUGGGUAAAAGUUGUGGGAUUCCAUGGAGAUGUACAGCACCAGAACUGGGUUCCUAAGUAUAAUGCUCUCCGCAGCGCUGCAGGCAUCAGCCCCCCUGGGUACCUCAUACAUGAGUCUGCAGCUUGGAGCGACACAUUACAACGCUGGUUCUUCUUGCCACGACGUGCUAGCAGCGAUCGAUACGAGGAGACAGCAGAUGAGCGACGGGGCACUAAUCUAAUGCUCAGUUGCUCACCAGACUUCCAAGACAUUAAAGUGAGAAACAUUGGGCCCUUGAACCCUACGCAUGGCUUUUCUUCCUUUAAGUUUGUCCCCAACACAGAUGAUCAGAUUAUUGUUGCUCUAAAGUCUGAGGAGGACGCAGGGAAAGUUGCCACUUACAUUGUGGCGUUCACGCUGGAUGGCCGAAUCCUUCUUCCUGAAACUAAGAUUGGCGACGUGAAGUAUGAGGGACUUGAAUUCAUUUAGUGUCGAAGGGAUUGCAUGAAGGUAAAUACAUGCCAAGGACUGGUGAAUACCUUCUUCUAGAUGAUGUACAUCUAGAUGUAGACAUUGAGGUGUCUUUAUGUUGAAAUAGUUGAAUGAUGUUCAAAUAAUGCCAACUGGCUAUUGGCAGCCAUUGCCUAAAAUGUGAUUGUGAUUAUAGAGACUAAAGGAACUAGUACACAUUGAGCCUUUAUUUUAAAAGACUUAGCAGAGCCUUCAUCGUUUAAAUUUCUUUAUUGCCAUUUUCAACUAUCACCAUGUGUUUUCAAGCCAGUACUGUACUUACCAUGUAAUGAAUGUAACUGAGUGAAUGAAGUGAAGUUAUAGACUAUAGUACAUGCAUAAAAUAGUUUACUGUAAACAGAUUAUUGCAGUUGCCAUAUAGUUUUGUUGAAUGUCUUUUUUUAAGUUGUUUUUGUUUUGUUUGUUUGUUUGUUUUUCAUUCUUGAUCAGUGUCUUUAACAGAUUGGAUACUUUUAAAAAAUAACUGGAAAUAACUGAACUGUCAAAAAUAUCUACUUUAUUCUUCAUUGAUGCACCAGAGCUAUUUAUUUGUUGUUGCUGUUUUGUUUUUUUCUGAAAACAACGGAUUGAAGAUUUUUAAGAAAGAGUUUAGUGUACCUCAUACUUUUAUCCAGUUGUUUGAAUUAGUCAGUUUAUAUGGUUUUAGGGAUUUUGUUAAAAAAAUGUAAUAAAAACAAAAUUGAUCACAUUUGAUUUGAAUGCACAGGAUAUUCUGUGGUUGUAGAAAAUUGCAUUUAUUUAUUCAUAAUCAAUUAAUGGCAAAAUUUAAUAUUUGGGAUUUUCUAGGAGAUCUAGUUUUGGGAUCUUGACAUGUAAGCAAGCACUCAGAAUUUUUUCCAUAAGCAUUUUUGCACUCCUUGAGACACCCAGUGGUUAGUGUAUGUGAUAGACACCCCUCUGCACCAACCUUGAAGGAUCUACCUACUAUACAUACUAAUAGUAAAUAUAAUAUUUCAGUAAUAAGUACACGGCAAAAAUGCAUGUUAAAUUAGCUGAUUUUUAGUCCAAAUUCAAGAAUGUUAAAAGUAACUCUAAAGCAGUGUUGCAGUUGAUGAGAUAAUUGAGUGAUGAUUGACCAUUAUUGCAGACACCUUAUUGUAACAAGUGCAAUCAUUGAAGGAAAGAGUCACCAUUAUGGUGGUUAGUGUUUCAUUUACUUUAGUUAGAACAUUGACCAGGGCUUAAAGUUCUUAAGUUCUCCGGCAUAUGCCAUUUGGAUACGGGGUUUGGCUGCAUUUGGCACACUCAACCAAACUAUCUUACUAGCCAAUCAGAAGUUUUUGCUCUUAUAAACAGGAGACGCCUGUUAGCUGAUGAAUGGAAAAGAAGUCUGGCUCUCGAGUGUGAUGCAUUGAAAAAGCUGCGAGGCACAAUGGUCAAAAAAUUCCAUCUAGCAUCGUAUUUACAUAGAAAAGCUAUUUAAAAAGCAGCAGAGCUUUGUAAACAUCUCAGAUCAAUCGCGUCAUCUCCAUAAGAAUAAUAUGAUUGCCAGAAGGAAUUUACCAGGAUUUUUUUAAAUGGUCCUGUUCACACAUGAUCUCUUGAUGGUAAUUUAAAUGGAUUUGAAUGUUCAAUCACAUGAAACAUCACCAGGCUGUUGGUGCCCUCUGCAGGUAAUUGUUAUAAUAUAGGAAUAUUAUAUUGUGUAUUUAACAGUGUUGUUCAAUAAAACCAUUUACUUGGUUUUGAUACUUUA